Molecule: messenger RNA, 3413 nt
Organism: Acanthochromis polyacanthus (spiny chromis)
Lineage: Eukaryota; Metazoa; Chordata; Actinopteri; Pomacentridae
Gene: ptpn3
Product: protein tyrosine phosphatase non-receptor type 3
Exons: 26
Coding region: 227-2845 (872 amino acids)
Biological process (GO): protein dephosphorylation
Cellular component (GO): cytoplasm; cytoskeleton; cytoplasmic side of plasma membrane
Molecular function (GO): protein binding; protein tyrosine phosphatase activity
Source: RefSeq, a predicted model, not a curated record
GUCCCUUUAACCCGCUUCACUCCCCAGAACUCGUCCGGGCUGGAGUUCCGAGGCUCCAGCUGAAGUUUUCCAGCGCUGCGCUCCUGCUGCUGGGUGUAGCUGGAAGAAAAGUGUCAACAGGUUCCUUGUUCGAGCUCAAAGUACAGCGAGGUCGCCUCGCGGUGACGAGCCGAGGGCACGGCGUUUGUCUUGAGAGGGAGGCGGCGGCGUUACCGUGGUAACAGACAUGCCAAAACCGGACCUGCUCUGCCUGGUUCAGCUGCUGGACGGCACCAUCGAGACCUUCAGAGUCAGCAAGCAGGAUGAAGGCGUGGUUCUGCUGGACCUCGUGUGCGACCACCUGGGCCUGCAGGAGAGGCAGCUCUUCAGUCUGCAGAUCAGAGAAUCCAGCACCGCCAUCGCCUCCAUCGCGGCCAACACACACUCUCCUAGAUGGUUGGAGCCCGAGAAGCCUUUGAAGAAGCAGAUUAAAGGUCUCGCUUCCCCUUUUUACCUGAACUUCAGAGUGCGAUUCUUCAUCUCUGAUCCCAACUCUCUGCAGCAUGAGCAGACGAGGCACCUUUACUUCCUCCAGAUCCGGACGGACGUCAGAGAAGGACGGUUGCAGUGCCCGCUGAGUGCAGCUGUGGUUCUGGCCUCGUACGCCGUUCAGUCAGAGAUAGGGGAUCACAGUCCGUCCAGACUCCCCGGAUACCUCUCCAAAAGCCACUUCAUCCCCGAACAGGACGAAGACUUCCUGUCUAAAGUGGAGGAUCUGCAUCCACAGCACAAAGGACUGAAGCAGAGCGAGGCGGAGUUGUGUUUCCUGAACACGGCUCGAACGCUGGAUCUGUACGGAGUCGAGCUGCACGCUGCCAUGGACACCAACAGCGCUCCUCUCGUGGUGGGUUUGGCCUCCAGUGGCGUCGCGAUAUUCUGCAACAUGAUUUGCUCCAGUUUCUUCCCCUGGGGGAACAUCAUCAAGAUUUCAUUCAAGAGGAAACGCUUCCUGAUACACCUCAAACGUAAACAUGGGGAGACCCAGGACUGUGAGGUGUCUCUGCUGCUUCACUGCCCUAAAACCUGUAAGAACCUGUGGAGGUCCUGCGUGGAUCAUCACUCCUUCUUCUCCUCCAACCGAACCACCAGGAGCCCAAAGUACAACAACAGCACCGUCCAGUCCUACAGGAAGCUCAUCACUCAGCACCUGGGCCUCGGCAACACCAAAACCGAGAGCGGUCCGGUGUGCCAGCGUGUGGUCGGAGGGAUGGUGUGGAACCCGGUGCUGAGGAGGUCGCUUUCAUCAGAACAUCUGGAGACCAAGAGUUUGCCCUCAAGAUCUCCUCCAACCACCCCCAACUGGCGAAGCCCUCGGGUCCGUCACGGCAUCCGUAAGCCUCGGCCGUCCUCGGUGGAGCUGACCAACGAGCUGAAGGACAUGUCAGAGGGCGAGGACGUCUUCUACACCUACAGAGCCUCGGUGACCAGCAGCAAAGACGGAGACGAAGACGUCUCGCCUCACCGCCUCUCUGGAACCCGGGGAGCAGAUGAGGAUUCGCUGCCGGCUGACGACAGCAUCGGAGACGAGGACGGCUCCCAUCACUACGAUAAGGGAGCUCUGGGCGACGGGGACCUGAUGCUCAUUUGUAUCGCCCCCGACCACGAGGGAAAGUUUGGCUUCAAUGUCAAAGGCGGGGUGGACCAGAGGAUGCCUCUGGCCAUAUCCCACGUCAAACCCGACUCUCCGGCUGGUCGAUGUGAACCCAAACUCCUGGAGGGCGACCUGGUGGUGCUCAUCAACGGUCGAGACAUUUCUGAACACACUCACGAUCAGGUGGUGAUGUUCAUACGAGCCAGCAGGGAGUCUCACUCCCGCGAGCUGGCGCUGCUCAUCAGACGCAAAGGUCCCGGCCGGGCGGCGCCCCUGCUGCAGCUGCCUCCCGCCCUUACGCUCAACGUCCAAUCACAGGAGGAGAAGCCGCGGUCACCUGGCCAGGCGGAGCGGGUCGCGACUCUGGAGGAAUCGAUGAGACAGCUGGAGAGAGGCAUCCAGUCUGGCACGCUGUGUUUCCACUUUGAGAAUUUAUACAGGAGGAAGCCCGGCAUGACGCUCAGCUGCGCUCGGCUGCCUGAGAACAUGGACAAGAAUCGAUAUAAGGAUGUUCUGCCUUACGACGCCACCAGGGUGGUGCUGCAGGGUCAGGAGGACUACAUCAACGCCAGCCACGUCACGGUGGCGCCCCCUGUGUCUGGUGUGUGUUUGCGUUACGUUGCCGCUCAGGGCCCGCUGCCUCAGACCUGCACUCACUUUUGGCAAACGGUUUGGGAGCAGCAGACUCACACCAUCAUCAUGCUCACGACGCUAACAGAGCGGGGACGGACCAAGUGCCACCAGUACUGGCCGCAUCCGCCAGAAGUGAAGGACUACGGGCCCAUGAGGGUGAAGUGUCACUCGGAGGAGUGUAACCUGGCGUACGUGACGCGACAGUUCACCCUGACGCACACACAGCUGGGCGAGGAACGAGCCGUCACACACCUGCAGUACGUCGCCUGGCCGGACCACGGCGUCCCCGACGACCCUUCGGACUUCCUGCUGUUCGUCGGCUCGGUGAGGGAGCGGCGGCGGGGCGACGAACCGCUGAUGGUUCACUGCAGCGCCGGGAUCGGACGGACAGGUGUUCUGAUCACCAUGGAGACGGCGCUGACUCUGCUGGACGAGGGUCGGCCGGUGUUCCCGCUGGACAUCGUCAAAACAGUGAGGGAUCAGCGAGCCAUGAUGGUCCAGACCACGUGUCAGUUCCAGUUUGUGUGCGAGGCCAUCCUGAGAGUCUACAGAGAGAAAAAGGAGCGAUCUCCGGCAAAGUAGCGAAAAUCAGCCGGAGCAGGAGCAGAGCUGACACUUUGCUGCCUCCACUCGCGGCAGUCGACUUCCACUGACAGACUCCACGGAGCUGCAGCAGAUUAAACUCCGUCCCGCUGAAGGGACCGGAGCACAGACUCGAUGAUGAGAGUGUAACUAGCUUCAGAGCACAGCUGUCUGUGAUCUGUGUAGCUGUGUGAUAAUACCAAUCGUACACCUAGACGGCCUUUGUUUUUGCUGAAAGUGCAAAGCUUCUAGAGACGGCGGUCUCCAUAGAGACUGCUGUGAGACUGACGUGAGCUGCUAAUUUCUGUUCCAGAGGCCACUCAGGAAUGAUGCCUCGACUUAUUAAGCUAUCCGUGCCUCAGACUUCCCCCGUCGGCGGAUCGAUCGGGGCGACAGGAGCUGACCGGGAUCGCUGUAAUCUGAAGUUUAUCUGCAGGACGAGGACGGAGGCCGGCUUUAGAUCACUACAGCAGAUACUGUAAGGUCUUGUUGUCUGCCAGAGGAGCACCAGAUUCACUGUUUAUCACACUUAAAUUAUUAGGACACGAAAUAAAUACACUGAUUUAUA